GGAAUAUCCCAGGACAAUUUUCUGAGCAGUAAAGUGCACUACCCUUCCCUAAUAAACCUAUCCACAAUAGCAACUUUACUUUCCUUCAGCAACUACAAUCAACCUGAAUAAGGAACGAAAAAAAAGGCAUAGCGAAGCAAUUCCACGCAACUUUUUUAUCGCUUCCGUUUAUUUAGAUAAAAGAAAAAUUCCUUCAAUCUUUUAUAUACUCAGAAUCAAAGAGAAAACUAUCUUUUUACGGAGAAGGGGAUUUAAUUGCUGUUGCCAUGAAUUCUACAAGCGUGAGUAAUACAUUCAGCUCUACUUCAGCACCUGCUUCUUUCUCCUCCACCCCUUUAUCCAGUAGUGAGUCAUCGUCCACGCCUGUGUCAAGCUCCCCCUCUUCUGCUGCUGGUAGUUCCAGCAUUUCUAGCGAAAACACUUCUCCUACCACUUCUUCAUCGAGUCAAGCAACAAGCAACACUGGCAGUGAUGAUAACAACAGCAGCUCUGGAUCUAGUUCCUCCGCUUCUCCUUCACCCUCGGAUUUAGUCAGUUCUUCUGGUACCAUCGUUAGUAGCGUUUACAGCGACGGACCCUCGUUCGUUACCGAAAUUUCGACCUCGUAUGUCUCCCAUACUGGUUCUAUGAAUUGGAAUACUUCUUCUUCCCCAAUCUCUUCCGCGUCUAGUUCGAAAUCAACCCCGCUUUCUUCCUCUGGUAGUCUUCCUUCUAACUCUAAAAAGAGUAGUGAUAGCAACCAUAAAAGCGUCGUCAUUGGGUGUGCCGUCGCCAUUCCUAUCGGUGUGGUACUCAUUUUAAUUGUAUUAGGUGUCCUCUUUUGGAAGAGACUCCAACGGGCUAAACGUAUUAAAGCUGAACGUAUGCAAGAGGUUGAGGAAUAUGGUUUCAAUCCCAAUCAAAACAACAAUUUCCGUGGCCCUAACCGCGCCUCUUCCCCUGACAGAUACCGUGGCUGGAGUGGAAGCCCUGCACCAGCUGUCGCCAGCACGGGUUCUGGUCGUCCUAUUGCUACCAGACCAGCUGUUGCCGCACCUAACGCUGCACCUACAGCUCCAAAUUCCACUGCUUCUCCUAACAUCACAAACGCUGCAGCUGGUAACCCAGCUGCUGCCGCCUCCUCUGCCGCGGGUGCUGGCGCAGGUUUGGCGGGCGGAGCAGCUACUGCUAAUCGUAAUGCACCAAAUGGUCCUCCUCCUGGUAAUCGUAUGGUUAGACCUAUUGGCAAUCCUACUCAACCUGAUCCUCCAGAGAAUGCAGCUGGUCCUCAAGCUGCCGACAAUGGAAGUAAUUUUUCUGAGGGUUUAGGUGCUUCUCCUUUUGAUGAGCAUAACCCAGAAACAGCUGAACAAAGUGGAUCUGAAUCUUAUUUUGAAGGCCCGUUAGCUACCAUUCCCGAAAGCGAUACUGAAAGUCAAACCAGUGAGGCUCCUCCUAAUUCUUCUGAAUCCUCCAGAUUGUUAUCCCGCCAUUCAAGCCGUCCUUCUCCAACGGAAAGUGUUGCAAGCCAACCUAAUUACUCUCCAUUCGCCGACAGUAGUCAGAUGCCACCUCGCACUUCCGGUGAGGCUCGCCGUAAAAAUAUGAUUUAACUUCAAUCAUCUCAUGAAUAUUAUAGAAUGCUAUAAUAUUCUUUACAAAAUAUCAUUGCUACUGGUUUAUAGCAGCCAUGAUUAUUAUAAGUCUUUAUGGUGGGUGAACUGUGAGGUAUAAAUUAAGCUUACCAUGUGUCCUCAUUCUUAAGAUUAUGUGUCUUGAAAAAAGAAGACGAUCGUUUAGUGAACAGACAUGUUUUCCUAUGAUUGAGCGCUCGACACAAACAAAAGAAACUUACUUUUAUUUGGGUAUUUGCUUGUUUGAUAUUACCAGUUGUUGUUAUAGAACGAAACUUUCUUUAUUUCGUUUAUUUUCACAAAAAAUUUUAAAAAAACCGAAAAUAUAAGCUAGACGCUUGUCUAGCGUCUAGCCUUGCAGGUGUUUUUGUCCGAUCGUUUGACAUCUCUAAAUCUUUCCUUUAUUCCCGCAUAACCUUCUUUCCACGAUAUUUCUGCAUUUGUUUAUUUUUCUUUAUUUUAUUUACUUAUUUUCUCGUUUUCAUUGGUUUGUUUUCGUCUAGAGCAUCCCUUUUGUGUAAAAGGAUACAACGACGGGGGAAUUCAAGGUGUGCAUGCAACCUUCAUGUUUUCUAUGUCAAAAAUAUUUGAUGUAUGGAGAUCACGAUUUGGAUUUAUAAAGAUUCAAAUGGUUUUUCUUGUCACCUGGAUUCCUUCUUUGUCAUUCACGUUUGGUUGAAAAGGCCCAUAAAGUAUUUGUACAAUAAGUUUACGGAGUUGUGUAUUCGUUUUCAUUUGUCUUGCAUCAAAGCUAAUGGUUAUUUGAAUCUUAGAAUACACAAGCUUCAGAUCUAUUUCCAAAUUCUAUUUCCCAAAUUGCUUCAUAUACUUGAUUUAUGAAACUGCAAUCUAUUCAACGCUAUACACCUCAUAAUCCUCUUCGAUAAUAUAUUAAAACAAAUAGAUGUUUCCCUAUUUACACUAUUCCUAAGUCAUUGUUUUGUAACCAUUCAUCAAUCGC
Messenger RNA from Schizosaccharomyces cryophilus OY26, 2574 nucleotides. RefSeq lists its product as uncharacterized. Bases 267 to 1592 code for a protein of 441 amino acids. The transcript has a single exon. NCBI's taxonomy places the organism in Eukaryota, Fungi, Ascomycota, Schizosaccharomycetes, Schizosaccharomycetales, Schizosaccharomycetaceae. The record is from RefSeq and is a predicted model, not a curated record.